CCGCGCCCCGCCCGGCCGCCUCGCCUCCUCCGCGGCGGGCCCCCCUCGCAGCUGCGCGGCCGCCGACACCCAGGCAGGCGCGAGCCAUGGAGGGCAACCGCGACGAGGCGGAGAAAUGCGUGCAGAUCGCUCGCGAGGCCCUGAGCGCCGGCAACCGCGACAAGGCCCAGCGCUUCCUGCAGAAGGCCGAGAAGCUGUACCCGCUGCCGGCCGCGCGCGCAUUACUGGAAAUAAUUAUGAAAAAUGGAAGUACUGCCGGAAACAGCACACAUUGCCGGAAACCUCCAGGGAGCGGCGGCGACCAGAGCAAGCCCGCCUGCGCCAAGGACAGCGCACCCGGCGGUGGCGAAAGUGGAAAAGUCUAUACCAAAGACCAAGUAGACGGAGUUCUCAGCAUAAACAAGUGUAAAAAUUACUAUGAAGUUCUUGGAGUUACAAAAGAUGCUGGUGAUGAAGAUUUGAAAAAAGCUUAUAGGAAGCUUGCUUUGAAGUUUCAUCCAGACAAAAAUCACGCCCCUGGAGCCACGGAUGCUUUCAAAAAGAUUGGAAAUGCUUAUGCGGUUUUAAGCAAUCCAGAGAAACGAAAACAGUAUGACCUCACAGGCAGUGAAGAGCAAGCUUGUAAUCACCAAAACAAUGGCAGGUUCAACUUCCACCGAGGCUGUGAAGCUGACAUAACACCAGAGGACCUGUUCAACAUCUUCUUUGGUGGUGGAUUCCCUUCAGGUAGUGUACACUCAUUUUCAAAUGGCCGGGCUGCUUACAGCCAUCAACAUCAGCACCGACACAGUGGACACGAAAGAGAAGAAGAAAGAGCAGAUGGAGGGUUUUCUGUGUUUAUCCAGCUGAUGCCCAUUAUUGUAUUGAUCCUCGUGUCCUUGUUAAGCCAGUUGAUGGUCUCGAACCCUCCUUACUCCUUAUAUCCCAGAUCUGGAUCAGGACAAACUAUUAAAAUGCAGACAGAAAACUUGGGCGUUGUUUAUUACGUCAGUAAGGACUUUAAAAGCGAAUAUAAAGGAACACUAUUACAGAAGGUAGAAAAGAGUGUGGAAGAGGAUUAUGUGACUAAUAUUCGAAAUAACUGUUGGAAAGAAAGACAGCAGAAAACAGAUAUGCAGUAUGCAGCAAAGGUGUACCGUGAUGAACGGCUGCGGAGGAAGGCGGAUGCUCUGAGCAUGGACAACUGCAAAGAGCUUGAGCGACUGACCAGUCUCUACAAGGGGGGAUAAGCUGGAAGUCCUGCCCACUCCUUUCCAUGUACUCUGUCUUUUCUGUAAAGUUCAUUUCGCCAUGAAGCCGAAGAAGAUUUGAUUAAAGACUAAGCUGAGUAGUUGAUUUCUGAAAUCUUGGACUGUUAAUGAUCUACUGGCUCAUUUCAAUAGUAAGAACUGAAAACUAAAUAUUUUAGUAUGCUUCUGCAAUUACUUUCACUUUAAAAUCUUACAUGAUUCCUUAUGAUGUCUGGAGAGGAUUGUCACACCUGUAGCAAUUGCCAGUUUUAGUGAUUCUCCAUUAUUCCUUUGCCAUGUAAAUAUUUUUAGGAUGAUUUUGUGUAUAUAGGAGCGCUUGCCUUUUAUUUAAAUUACUUUAGCGUUUAGCUCCACGAGACACUUCGUUUAGGCUGAUGGAAUAAAUGUCUAUGACACAGCCACACUUCCCAUUAGGUGACUGGUGUGUGGAGUUGAAACAAUGAAUUUUUUUCAAAAAGGAAAAACAAAACUUUAUGUAAAAUUUGAUAUCAGUGUAGAAGGAAUUGGCAUUUUUAAUAUUGUUCUUGUAUUCCAGAAUCUGUAAUGAGAUAAAUGAACUGGUGUAUACUAUCAGUAUGCUCUUUAGUCUUAUGAAUUGCUAAGCCAUACAUAGGAACAAAAUGCUAUAAGAUAGAUUUUAAAGAAAAUAUGACGAUAAAUAUUAUGCUAAAUGAGUUUUCAAUGGUAAGUUGCAAUUUUUCCAUUUAUAAUUCCGGUAAUUAAAAGUUAGCCCCAAAUGUUCAUUAAUGUGUCUUUCAAGGCUACUGAAGUUUAUGAAGCAAAAGAUGAACUUUCUUCCCGUGGAAAUUCAGUUUCAUGGAGAUGACUGAAGCAGGACCCCAAAGCAAAUGAAUUCUUCUACAAAUAAGUAAUAAGAACACAAUGACACUACUACCCAGCUUCGUGCCUUCACAAAUGUGGCUGGUUUACUUGAUGGAGCGUUAUCUGUUGGGCCACACACAGCCCUGAGCAGCAGCUAGAGCAGUGAUGGACAGUCGUCAUCGGCAUUCUGAGCUAAGCUCCACUUACCACCAGGCAACUCAUCAGCUCUUUAGAAUAAACUCCUUCUAACAAAAUCUGUCAUAUAUGGCGGGCAAACAGAGUUGGGAUUUGAAGUUUUGGUGCUUAUUGGGUUUGAAUUGAUUUCUGGUCUUGGGUGUUCAAUGGUAGUGAUGGCUUACUGGUUUUGCUACAUACAGUUAAAGAAUUACAGAUUACAUUUACAUUCUUGGUAGUUUGUUGUCACCCCCCCAUCCCUUGCUCAAGAACGAGACUGUUAGGUAGAGUGACAUUGUGCUGUUGCUUAAGGAUUCUUUUCUAAAUAUUGCUCAUUUAUGUCCUCUGUUGAAUUUUCUUUAAAAUGGUCUCUUGUAUUCUGUUGUCAGAUUCUUCAGUAGAAAUACCUGAUUAUAAUAGUGGGUUAAAUUACACACAUUGUUUUAGGAGUCUGGACAACCCAACCAUGUCUAGAAACACGACCUUUAAAAAUAGGAGUGCUACAAAGAAAGGAAAGGUUGGUUUUAAAGUUUGCACAUAAUACAUUUAAUGUGAAACUAUUAAAAUGCUGCCUAUCUAGUCAUCUUUAGUAAAAACCCUUUCCUCACCAUCUAUACAUAUUUUGUUACUCUCUAGAGAGAAUCUUGACUUUUCUACAUUCUGAGGAAUAACUUCAAAGGACCACGAUCUGCGGUGGCUGCUUCUACCUCUUGUGUCUGUGUCGGUCAAUUUUGGUUGCCUCUUGCUCGGGUUCUUCUGCAUGCUCUCACGAAGGCUGAGGGCUUGGUAUAGGAAUCACUGCUCUUUACUUGGAACAAACCUGGGGCUGAGUUUCACACCAGUGUCACCCUCACAAUCCCAGGGCACUCUGGGCCUUGUUCCCAGAGCCUUCCGAGUUCUGAUCUACUUCCUUCAGCAGCCUUCCUAUCUGACAGUUAGCCUGAAUUAGUGUUGUCUAGUUCAUGUGAAUGGUUUUCUAAGGUUGCGUGCCUCUACAUAGCUGUUUGCAUUUCUACUUCUUUCUCAUUAGAAUCUUCUCCAGCUGUCAUUUCAGCGUUCAGUUGCAGAUUUCUGAAUCGCAUCAAACCAUUAUUAUCCCUUUAACUUCUCUGCAUUUCCGUCACCUGCUGAUCUUGUUCUCUGGUACAAGAUGAUGAGUCUUAGUGCUUCUCUUCCCAGAGUCAUCUGGUCCUCGAGGAGGCUGCCAUGCUGCUUUAGUGAUGCUUUAGUGCUUGCUCAUUGGGUCACUUUCUUUUUUUUAUUUUGAGUCUCACUGUGUAGCCCUGGCUGGCUGGAACUCACAGUGUAGACCAGGCUGGCCUGGAACUCAGAGAUUGGCCUGCGCCCCACCCCACCCAUGCUGGAAUUAAUGGCAUGUGCUCCCACACUUGGUAAUAAAGUGGGGUGGGUUUUUUGUUUGUUUUUUGUUUUUUUGAGACAGAGUUUCUCUGUGUUGCCCUGCCUGCUCUGUAGACCAGGCUGGCCUCGAACUCACAGAGAUCUGUCUGUCUCUGCUUCCUGAGUGCUGGGAUUAAAGGUGUGUACGUGCACCACCACCCGGCCAUAACGUGUAUUUUCAUUCAGAGGAAACAUACUUUUUCAUUUCCCAUGAAGACCAUGGAUCUCCUGUUUAAUUAAACAUAGACAUUGAAAUAUCCAUUUCCUUUUUUUUUUUUUGUUUUGUUUUUUGUUUUUCGAGACAGGGUUUCUCUGUGUAGCUUUGCGCCUUUCCUGGAACUCACUUGGUAGCCCAGGCUGGCCUCGAACUCACAGAGAUCCGCCUGACUCUGCCUCCCAAGUGCUGGGAUUAAAGGCGUGCGCCACCACCGCCCGGCUGAAAUAUCCAUUUCAAAUCUCUAGUUUUUAAGCUGUGACAACUACAUUCUUAAGUUUCUUGUUGAUGUAAGUCCUCUGCUCUUACUUCUAAGAGUGUCAUAAAUCCAGUGCACUGUUUUAAGUCUUCUUUUUUCUGUAUUUUAUCUAAAGAAAGACAUGUUGUCACACCGUUUCAGCUCAGUAACUUUCCUUAGUUGUUCCCUCUCAUCUCCAGCCAGAUUUGCACCCAUCAGCCCGGUCUGCUCAGUUUUCCCCUUGCUCUGUUAGCACGGCCUUUAGCUUAGAACAUUCAACUUCAGGCUCUGUAAGUGACUCAGCCUCCGGUCAUUCCUGUGAUUCUUGCAACUGUUUGAAAUUGUUUUAUUAUAAAUUUUAUUUAUUCUUACAUUUAUAGUGUGUACGUGUGUGUGUGUGUGUGUGUGUGUGUGUGUGUGUGUGUGUGUGUGUGUGUACAUGUGCCAAGGUGCACAUGUAGAGGUUAGAGAACAACUUGUAGGAGUUAGUUUUCCUUUUAUACCUUGUUCACUUCUGCAGAUUGAACUGGAGUCUUCAGACUUGUGCAGGAAGUAUUUUACCACUGAGCCGUCUCACCAGCCCUCACAUUCUAUUUUAUAUCUUAAUUUCAUAGGUAGUGUCUUCAGAGAGACUGCAUCUCUUCAUUAGAUAGCUUUUUAUCCCUGGCAACUAUGUUUAAUUUUUUUCAUUUUCUCCCUUCUUUUUUCAAAAACUGUUUUAUUAGCACAUAUUAAUUACCUAUGACAAUGGGUUUCAUUUUGACAUUUUCAUACACACAUGUAUAAUACAGUCCAUCAUCUUCACGUCCUAUGACCCUCUCUUGUUCCCUCCUACUCCACUGAUCCUCUUCCCUUCAGUCUUUUUGGUGGUGGUGGUGAUGAUGAUGAUGAUGAUUACGACGACCCAAAGAGUUUUCCUUAUGGUUGAAUGUAGGGCUUAGGUGAGGAGUUAUUAACAGGAACACAGGCACAUUACCAGUCCUGCAACCCUGAAGAAAAUAUCUCCCUCCCUCAUCAACCACUAACUGCCUAGAGACGAUCAGGGUGGGGUGCAGCCUCGUGAGCACCCCCCCCCCCACACACACACACAGCAGGAUUUGGAAGGGCCCAACCUUAUAGAGACCAUGUGCAGAAUCCCAGUGUGACGACUGUGUCAUGGCCAGAAAGCAGUGUUCCACAACUUCACCACUUCUUGCAUUAUUUCCACCCCUGUUCUGUACUGUUCUCUGAGCCUCAGAGUGAGCAAUGUCGAUGUCCCACUCAACGCUCAGCACUCAGUAGUCAUGUCUUCCCAUUACUGUGACCAUUAUGAGCUCCGAAGUUACUUCUGCCCAUUACAAAAAUAAGUUUCUCUGACAAAAGCCGGCUGUAGCACUCACCUACGGGCACAAAACGUAACAACCAGUUUGUCAUCUUUUUAUUUGAAUGGAAAUCUGCAAUUGCAAAGUUCUGUCUCCACUUUCGAGUGGUCUGUGAUCCUCAUGGUUUUACAUUUGCUGGUCUUGACGUUCACUGGUCUUAUUUCCCACUUUUUCUUCAAAAUAGUUCACUGUGCCUAUUUUUAGUUGCUAUUUGCCUCUCAUUGGAUUGAAAAAUAUAGAAACUUCAUGAAUUUUGUGUCAUCCUUGCACAGGGGCCAUGUGAAUCUCUGUAUUGUUCUGCUGUUAGUACAUUGCUACAGAAUGAGCAUACAUCAUAGAAUUUUAAGUAUUUUCUUGAGCCUGUAGAAUAAGUCACUUAAAAUGUAGCAUUCUAAUUAGCUUUGAAAGCUCAUAUCUAUCAAGAAAUUUGUAGAAACUGGAAUGAAAGUUUUUAAGCUAUUUUUCCAGUUUUAUUAGGAAAUUUACAUUAAUGUGAUCGAUAUUUACAUGAGCCAAACCUACGUAAAUCCCACUGUUCCAGGAUGGAGACGAUAGGUCAGGUUAUCAGAUUGAGGGGAACUAACACAGCGUAGAGCUGCACAUGGCUUCCGACAGUAUUGUUUCAGGUUUGUUGCUGCAUCCCAUCACAUUUAUGACAUUUAUGGGUUAGAUUAAACAAAACUUGGAAAUAGCUGUGGGCAUGGUUGGCUGAGUGCCUGGUAUCUUAAGCAAUGUAUAAAGUAUAUAAAUAAAGACUGAAUUCUUAAUGAUACCUGUAUUGUGGAAAGAACUAGUUAGUGGCUUUGAAUUUAAUUUCAUGUGUAUUUGGAUGACUUGAACUGAAAGAUUUUUUUGUGUUUGCUACCUACUCUUAUGAUGCAAAUCCCAGUAUUUUCCUGUCUUAUAGCUACAUGAAGUUUCUUAAUUUCAUUUGAUCACUUUCAUCUUUACCCAGCAGCUCUUUACCUUUGCAUACUAAUUAGGUUUCUAAAUAAGUUUUUGGAAGUUUGGGAACAGUAGUUAUAUUUUUUAGUAAUUGACGUUUUAUCCCUUUAGACACAGAGAAGCACACACACACACACACACACACACACACACACACACACACACUUUGGGAGGAAAGAAAACAGCACUUUUCCUCCUUUCGAGUCCCUUCUUUCUGAAUACACUGAUAUUAGUUAUUUAGUCAUCUUGAAGUCUUAGGAUUUUUUUUUUAUCAAAUAGGUUAAUUGAACACAGAGAAAUUUCAAGUUUUCCAUCUAAUAAGUGAAAACAACAUUUUGAGACCUGAUUGCAUUUGAGUGCAUAAUCAUUUCAUAACUACUACAUGCUUAUUUAUGAUUUUCAAAUAAUCAGUAAGGAAAACCAAGGUCCUUACAGUAUAAAGGGUGUUUGUGUGUGUGUGUGUGUGUGUGUAUAAGUGCUCUGUUUUUGUGUCAGCUCAGGUGUUUCCAAGAACAGGAAUGUGGAGUGCUAGCCCUUAACUUCAAAUGCACUUUUAUGCUUAAUUUUUCUUGCUGUUCAAACUUUUACACUGAUAUGUAAAAUAAAAUGAGUUUUUACUCUCCUUAUCUUUAUUCGUAAUAUUGGAAAUGCAGCUAUUUAGCACAUGGUACAGCUGUUGCUGCGUUCUGAGAUACUUAAUUUUAAAAACUCCCACUUUUUAAAGCAGUGAACUAUUGAUUGGUAGGCCAGAGGGCCACAUGACCAUCUUUUCAAUCUGACAGGUGUUGUCACCAAGGACCAAAUGGUUUAAAGAGGAAUGAGUAUCUCUGCUUAGCUUCUCCACCGUGAUGCUCGAGCUUAGUCCUGGAUGCCUUGCUAGCCAUCUGUUUAAAAUUGAGUGAGGCAAACUGAAAAGAAACCCAUAACAAUUUUUAUUAUCUGUAUAGAAAAAUUAUGAAAAUGAAUUUUAAUCAUGAGAUAGCUAAAAAUACUUGUUUAGUAGCCAUAUCAGAGUCAGUAAAAUCCUUAAAAUUCUCUAUAAACCAAUGAAAAUAAAAUAGCCUGACAAUAA
Molecule: messenger RNA, 7474 nt
Organism: Peromyscus californicus insignis
Lineage: Eukaryota; Metazoa; Chordata; Mammalia; Rodentia; Cricetidae
Gene: Dnajb14
Product: DnaJ heat shock protein family (Hsp40) member B14
Exons: 8
Coding region: 87-1229 (380 amino acids)
Biological process (GO): cellular response to misfolded protein
Cellular component (GO): endoplasmic reticulum membrane
Molecular function (GO): Hsp70 protein binding
Source: RefSeq, a predicted model, not a curated record